UAUUCAAGCUAAAAACUUGCAGAGGCUGCAGUCUGCCAUUUAAUCUUUAACACAACUUGUGUCUAGUCUGGCACAUCAUGAGCGUGACAAACCAAGCACUGUCAUUUAGUCAACAACAGUUAUUUCUGCUUCCUGGCCGCAGCUUCGUAAAAUCUACAUAACAGAACUUCAGCAAUUAAGUAUUCAGCUAAUGUUUUGGUGAGCUUCUUAAAAUAGGAAUUCUGGAAAUAGUUUAUUUUUACUGCCAAGACUUCUAAACUUAAAGAUGGAAUGCUUCUGGGAACGGUCUGGUGGGCGUACAGUUUAAAUUCUUUUUUUAUCCUACAUGUCUGCGAACUGGCAUCCUUGCAAUAGAUUUGGUGGAUUUUUCACCUUAAUCUUCUUACACUGAAGGCUUCAUUUUUUUUAUAAAGAGAGAGAUUCAGUUGUUUUGUCUUGAAAGGAAAUAGCUUUGGAACGUUGUGUUGAAACUGCCCUUGUCUGCCCUGGGCAGUGUUUCAAAUAUUCACACGGUAACAAUCUGCUUCUGCCAAGCUUCUGUCUUCUGUUUAAAACCUUAACUAUUGGUUCCAUGUUUGCUUCAGAAGUCACCUGCGGAAUGGGAGUCCUACUGAUGCCUUCAAAGUGAGGAACUCUUGACUACUUGAGAUUUGAGUCUAUUACCAGUUCUCUGCUACACAGUAUGGCCCAAAUAUCCAGUAGCAAUGGGUUCAGACGAAAAGUGUCACCAACUUUGGGAGAAGCAGGUGGAAAAGAUGUUGAUAAAGAGGAGGCUCUACAGAUGGAAGCUGAAGCUUUAGAUAAGUUACACAAAGAGAGACGGCCCCUUGGUAGUCAGAGUAAUGUUUUUCUUAGGCCGAAGCAGAAUCCUCAAGCUCUGGGAAAACACGAGCAUGAUCUCAUGGUCUUCCCAGAGUCGGAUGGAAAGAAGAAAGCAGGAGGAAGUUUACAGAGCAUCGAUGUAGAGAAGCUGACCCCAGCAGAACUGGAAAAGUUGUUGCUGGAUGACAAUUUUGAGUUUAACCAAGCCCCGAAACCUCAAGCUAUAGCGCAGACGCAAUUGUUGAAUCCUUGUACCCCAACACAUUAUUACGUUCAAUCUUUGCCAAGGAGUCUUUGGCCUUCUCAGCCUUCGGCUGGGGCUUUACCAACAUUUUCUCCUUCAUAUCCUAAAUGCGCCAAUACGUUUCAUAAUGGAUUUAAUCCAACCAUUCCUGUUUUACAGUUUAGAGAACCUCUUUUGUUUGGUCCUCCAGCAAGAGCACAGUAUAUUUCUUUCCGCAUGCCAACAAGCACACCUUUUUCCGUAAGUUCAAGCUUAUCCCCUCACUUAAAACCAGUCACUCCUGAUAUGGUCAAGUUGUUUGACAAAAUAGCCAGCACCUCUGAAUUCUUAAAGAAUGGGAAAUCUAGUCACAGUUUGGAAUUGCCUCAAGCUAAGAGCACAGCACCUCUUGUACAAACUGUAGAAAAAACAGACGACAUAAGUAAAUUUGAGUGGCUGGAUCUUGAUCCGCUCAGUAAACCCAAAGUAGAUAAUGUGGACCUGUUCAUUCACACACAGGACAGCGGAUUAUCUUCUAAAACAGGUGCUGAGGAUCCCUGGGAUGCAGUUUUAUUGGAAGAAAAACCUAUAAAGUCCAACAGCCCUGAUAAGAAGACAAAUUGUAAAUCUCCUUCUGGAGUUACAGUGACUAGAAGCCAUUCAUUGAAUAUUAGACCUACACAUUUACCACUGACAAAAGGCCAAACCUCAGAGAUGGAGAAUGGGACCAAUAUCCAGAUACCGGCACGGAAUACCUUUUUGCAAGAACUUGAAGUCCAAACUGGAGAAGUGGCUGCUUUUUGUAAAGAAGUUGCAAAGCUCAGGAAAAGGUUUGCAAGUGACUGUCUACUCACCAACCCAGGCUUUUUACUCAGUCCUGUGAUGCUGCAGAGAAAUCUUGAUGGGGAAAAUACUAGUGUAAAAGUGUCUAUUGAAAUAGAAGGGUUCCAGCAACCAGUGACGUUUACAUGUGACGUAAGUUCCCCCGUGGAGCUGAUUAUUAUGCAAGCCCUUUGCUGGGUCCAUGAUGACUUGAGCCAGGUUGAUAUCGGAAGCUAUGUCCUGAAAGUCUGUGGUCAAGAAGAAGUGCUGCAAAAUAAGCACUGUCUGGGAAGUCAUGAGUAUAUCCAGACUUGUCGAAAAUGGGAUGCAGAAAUCAGACUCCAGCUCUUGUCUCAUUCAACUAUUUGCAGAGUUCUGGCACGAAGUGCUGAAGACGACAAGGUGCAAAUUAAUCUCAAUAAGCACUUGGGCCUUGUCGACAGGCCAUAUAAGGAGCCGUUAACAAGACAAAAUAUUGAAGAACUUCUGGAUAUUUAUCAUGACCAAGUCAGCCUAUGCAUGAAGAACGAGGGAAAUAAGCACAAAGUGGUUGAACAAGUAAUUAAAGCCGUUAGAAAUCUUUGUAAGAUUAUCGAUGGUGUUGAGACUCAGGAGAUAACAGAGGCCGUGAAGAAGUUAAAGAGAGCUGUAAACUUACCAAGGAGCCGCAGUAUAGACGCUUCAUGCAAACCAAAAGAAGACGGACCCCACUUGAUUGCUUCUGAUGCUGCAGCACAGUGUGAAAGUCCUUUACAAGAAAGUUUAACUUUAUUGACAACAGCAGUUCACAAUCUUUUGCUGCUCCACUUUAAUUCAUGCAGUAAUCUUGUUACAUCAUCUAGCAGCACUAAACCCCUGAAGGAAGCAAGUACAUCCACUGACCACCUCCAAUUCACCAUUUUUGCAGCCCAUGGACUUCCCAUUAGUUGGGUAUCUAGCUUUGAAAAAUACUAUUUGAUUUGUUCACUUAUCCACAAUGGAAAAGAUGUGUUCAAACCUGUCCAGUCAAAAAAAGUUGGAACGUACAAAAGCUUCUUUUAUCUUGUCAAGUGGGAUGAACUGAUCAUUUUUCCCAUUCAGAUAGCACAACUGCCGCUUGAAUCCACUCUGCAACUCAAACUUUAUGGACUAUUGAAUCCAAAUAGUGGAGGCUCUCCUGAUUCUAACAAACAGAGGAAAGGACCUGAGCUAUUAGGUCAGGUAUCUCUACCACUGUUCAAUUUUAAAAGACUUUUAACAUGUGGAACGAAACUUCUGAACCUUUGGACAUCAUUCCACGCAAGCCCAGGUGCCGGCACAAUUAACCGGAAAACAAAUCCAAUGCAAAAAAUAGUUUUGCAAGUUGACUUUCCUUCACCUGCCUUUGACCUGGAGUAUAGGUCUCCCAAGCCCUCUCAUAGCUGUGUAUGGCAAAGCAUUGAAACGCUGGAUAAAGACGCCCAGACCCGACUUACUGCUCAUCUUGUCAGAGACUCUACAUUUGGGUUGUCUAAAGACGAUAAAACAUUUUUAUGGGAAAAGCGCUACUACUGCCGUGAACAUAAAAAUAGCCUUCCAAAGAUUAUGGCUAGUGCCCCAAAUUGGGGUGUCGCAUACCUUGGUGAUAUCUACUCACUCAUUCAUGAUUGGCCCCCUCUGCCGCCAGUUAGUGCACUGGAACUGCUGGAUUUGAGGUUCUCUGACCAAGAAGUACGAUCCAUAGCUGUAAAAUGGAUUGAUGACGCUUUAAGUGAUGAUGAAUUAACAGAUUUUCUCCCCCAAUUUGUCCAGGCUUUAAAAUAUGAAAUCUAUUUGGACAACUCCCUUGUACGAUUCCUUUUAUCACGGGCUUUGGGAAAUAUACGGAUAGCACAUUAUUUGUAUUGGCUACUGAAGGAUUCACUCAAUGAUCCUUAUUUUGGGACAAGAUAUGAACAGAUCCUUGGGACACUCCUUUCCGUUGUUGGUAAAAGCCUGAGGGAAGAACUGGAAAAGCAGACCAGACUCACCCAGUUGUUAGGUGUUGUUGCUGAAAAAGUUCGUCUGGCCAGUGGGUCAUCUAGACAGAUUGUUCUUCAGGAGGGUAUGGAACGAGUACAGUUCCUUUUUCUAAAAAACAAGUGUCGCCUGCCUUUGAAUCCCAGUUUGGUCGCCAAAGAACUUAACGUUAAGCUUUGUUCAUACUUUAAUUCCAAUGCCGUCCCUCUUAAAGUUACCAUGGUCAAUGCAGAUCCCACAGGAGAAGAGAUUAACGCCAUGUUUAAGGUAGGGGAAGAUCUGCGUCAGGAUAUGUUGGCUCUGCAGAUGAUAAAAAUUAUGGACAAGCUCUGGCUACAAGAAGGACUGGACAUGCGCAUGGUCAUCUUCAAGUGUCUGUCUACUGGCAAGGAUAGAGGUAUGGUGGAACUGGUGCUGUCAUCUGAUACACUAAGGAAGAUCCAGGUGGAGUAUGGAGUAACUGGCUCGUUUAAGGACAAACCUCUUGCAGAGUGGUUGAGAAAGUACAAUUCGUCUGAAGAAGAUUAUCAGAAAGCUUCAGAGAAUUUCAUAUAUUCAUGUGCCGGAUGUUGUGUUGCAACCUACGUGCUUGGAAUCUGCGAUCGGCAUAAUGAUAAUAUAAUGCUCAGGAGCACUGGACACAUGUUCCAUAUCGAUUUUGGGAAGUUUUUGGGCCACGCACAAAUGUUCGGUAGCUUUAAAAGGGACCGUGCACCCUUUGUGCUUACGUCUGACAUGGCGUACGUCAUCAAUGGAGGCGAGAAACCAACCAGUCGCUUUCAGUUGUUCGUGGAUCUGUGCUGUCAGGCUUACAACCUGUUACGGAAACAUACAAACCUCUUUCUAACACUAUUGUCAUUGAUGCUUUCCUCUGGUCUUCCAGAACUUACUGGAAUUCAAGACCUAAAAUACGUACACGACGCACUCCAGCCUCAAGCUACAGAUGCAGAAGCCACUAUCUUUUUCACCAGGUUAAUAGAAUCAAGCUUGGGAAGUGUUGCAACAAAAUUCAAUUUCUUCAUCCAUAACCUUGCUCAGCGCUUUUCUGGACCCCCUUCAAAUGAUGACGCUAUACUCUCAUUUUCCCCUAAAACCUAUUCGCUAAAGCAGGAUGGGCGCAUCAGGGAAGCAUCUGUCUUUACUUAUCACAAGCGAUAUAAUCCAGACAAGUACUAUAUCUAUGUAGUAAGAGUCGUUAGAGAAGGACAAGAGGAUUCAAUGUUCAUCUUCCGGACAUUUGAUGAGUUCCAAGAACUCCACAACAAGCUGAGCAUCCUUUUUCCCCUUUGGAAGCUCCCUGGUUUUCCUAGCAAAGUUGUUCUUGGAAGAACCCAUAUUGAAGAUGUAGCUGCUAAAAGAAAAGUGGAGUUAAACAGCUACAUUCAGAGUCUAAUGAACAUCUCGACAGAAGUAGCUGAGUGUGACCUGGUUUAUACGUUUUUCCACCCGUUGUCACGAGAUGAUAAAUCGGAUGCCUGUGACGGUGCUGCCAGAGCCUUAGACAUGCCGCCUUUAAGUCCAACACUGGGGAAGAUUGAAGGAGAAGUAAAAUUGACCAUCUCGUACAAAAACGGCACACUUUUUAUCAUGGUGAUGCAUAUAAAGGAUUUGGUCACUGGGGACAAUACCGACCCUAAUCCCUACGUGAAAACGUAUCUUCUUCCGGAUCCUCAUAAGACCUCCAAACGCAAAACAAAAAUAUCAAGAAAAACUUGCAACCCAACAUUUAAUGAAAUGUUGGUCUACAGUGGAUACAGUAAGGAAACGCUGAGGCAACGAGAGCUCCAGUUAAGCGUUCUGAGUGCAGAGUCCUUGCGAGAGAACUUUUUCCUCGGUGGAAUUACGUUACCUCUGAAGGAUUUCAACUUGAAGCAGGAAACUGUUAAUUGGUACAAGCUCACUGAUGUGCCGUACUUUUAAAACAAACCACCUUCAGCAAGUGGUAGGACUGAUUCAGAAGACAUUUGGACCAAGAUCUGGUCAUUUCAGAAGUGACACCCCUAUACUGCUAAGAGCGUGUUGUAGAUAUGUGUACUGUAUCUAGAUAUAUAAAGAAAUCUGUUUACUACAAUAUGUACAUUAGCUUAGGUCUGCACACUUGUUCCCAGGACAGCAACUUGCCAUAAUCACUACAAGAGAUGCUUGUGUAGAACGUCGAGCACUAUUUUAGGUAUAGUCACAUAUACAAAAUGACUGUGUGCCAGUACACCGGGAAUAGGGAGCCUUAUAUUCGCCUCUGACAGAAAAAGCAUAUAAAUGGCACUUUUCCUGUAGUGUCAUUACUUAUCUUUUGCACAUUGCUAACCACUAUUCUCUAAGCGGUGGACGCUCAUCUUUGUAUAAUAGUAACUGCUCUUCAACUCAAGAUUUUCGACUGAGAGAAGAAUUGCGCUUGGCAAGCCAUGACGGACCUCCAUUAAUGUUAAUAUACAAUACUUGUAUGAUACUACAGUCAGCUGCACCAUAACCUGAAGAUGUCUGAUCUUGUCUCAUGCAUUCCAGAACCACUUAUCCGUGAUGUCCGUUUAUUGUCUGAGCUGUGAAAUAAAACUAAUGCACCUUACCAAAUACCUUCUGGUUCCCCGGUGCUAAUGGUCUUGCACUUUUUAGGGAGCACAACUGUAAUUUAUUUGCUACUGGUGGUGUAGUGGCAUUCUCUACAUUUCAUUUCUCUUCUACAGGGAAUAUUCACAUAUGUGUAUUUUAUAAAAUAGAUUUAACACUAGGCACAUUGUGUGUUUAGGAGAACUUACAAAGAUAAAUACUUUUAAUGUUAGUAUAAUUUAUAAUAUUUAGUAGCACACUUACUGUGUAUUAAGGGAACAGACGAUCCUUAUUCCAUGUUGCUUAGCAAUAAUAUCUGAUUAACACGAUUUCCAUCUCUAUAAAAAGCACUUGAAUUUCCUGCAGUGCCUGCUUUAUUGCUGGUGCAAAAAGAGUGGAUUUUGAUUUUUGUUAACCAUUGUUAAUCUCUCUUCAGAAAUACUAGGGGCUGCUAUAAAUUAUAUACAAAAUAAAUACAUUUUCCAUCCUCUUAA
Molecule: messenger RNA, 6882 nt
Organism: Bombina bombina (fire-bellied toad)
Lineage: Eukaryota; Metazoa; Chordata; Amphibia; Anura; Bombinatoridae
Gene: PIK3C2A
Product: phosphatidylinositol-4-phosphate 3-kinase catalytic subunit type 2 alpha
Exons: 33
Coding region: 683-5764 (1693 amino acids)
Biological process (GO): cell migration; phosphatidylinositol 3-kinase/protein kinase B signal transduction; phosphatidylinositol-3-phosphate biosynthetic process
Cellular component (GO): cytoplasm; phosphatidylinositol 3-kinase complex; plasma membrane
Molecular function (GO): 1-phosphatidylinositol-3-kinase activity; phosphatidylinositol binding; 1-phosphatidylinositol-4-phosphate 3-kinase activity
Source: RefSeq, a predicted model, not a curated record